AUACCUGCACGUGUUCUUAUAAGAUAAUAAGAAGAAAAAAAUAGAUUUUAAAAUGUAAAUGCAUGUUAUUAUCUAACAUGUAAAAGUAUUUGUAGGUAUUAUGAGAUAAAAAAAUUCAUGGAAAAAUUGCAUUCAUGUUGUUAGUUAACAUGCAGUUAAAGCGAGGUCAAUGGGAUUAUAGUUAGCGAAGGCCUCGACAAUGUGUUUCGACACUUUCUAUGGUCGAACGCGCAAGUAUCAUACCUUCAAUACAUUCCCGUUUCUACUUGGUUUUAUAAUAAUGGAUGUUCGUUGGGGUGUAAAAAGUUCAAAAGAAUGUCGAUAAAUGAAAAUAAAAAUAAAAAGAAAAAAAAUACGAAGAGAGUGCGAAGAAGAUUUUACAAUAACCGUAUAUAAGAACAGCAUCGCUGAAUUACAAGUUAAGCUUGAACAUUUGCACGCCAAGUAUAUAAGUAGCCAGGAAGAAAUAAAUCUGUUGUCGCAUCAAUUGCUACAACUAGUAGAAAGCAAUCAUAUUAUACCUGAUCUUCAAUAUCUGAUCAAUAAUGGUACAUCCAAUAUAACAAAUAUUAAAUUACCAUCUAUAUACAAUUUUCUUCCACAUUUUUUAAAUGAUCCGAAUAGUUUGCGUCCUGCAUUUAUACAAAGCAAAGGACGUUCUGGAGUAAGCAUGGUAUUAGGUAUACCGACUGUUAAAAGAGAAGUGCAAAGUUACUUGAUGGCUACAUUAAAAAAUUUAAUCGAUCGUAUGAGCCCUGCAGAAACUCUUGAUACAUUGAUAGUAGUGUUAGUAGCCGAAACAGAUAUGGAUUAUGUGACGUAUGUUGCAAAGCAAAUAGAAGUGCAAUUUCCAAAUGAAUAUGAAACUGGAGUCAUCGAUGUGAUAUCUCCAUCUUCAUCAUAUUAUCCAGAUUUAUCUAAAUUGCGAGAUACUUUAGGAGAUGAUCAUCAACGCGUUAUUUGGAGGUCAAAACAAAAUCUGGAUUUUGCAUUUCUCAUGUCGUAUGCUCAGACAAAAGGAAUGUUUUACAUACAACUAGAGGAUGAUAUUUUAGCUAAAAAAAAUUUUAUAACUACCAUGAAAUCGUUUGCUUUACAAAAAAUUAGCACAAAAGAGAAUUGGUUUGUAUUGGAUUUUUGUCAAUUGGGAUUUAUAGGAAAGUUAUUUAAAUGCGUGGAACUGCCAUGGUUAAUCCAAUUUUUUCUAAUGUUUCAUAACGAUAAACCUGUAGAUUGGUUAUUAGAUCAUUUAAUUUCAACUAAAGUUUGCAGUCUUGAUAAAGACAGUAAACAUUGUAAGAUGGCUAAAGCAGAACUCUGGAUACACUAUAAGCCUUCACUUUUUCAACAUAUAGGGACACAUUCUUCGUUGAAGGGGAAAGUACAAAAACUUAAGGAUAAACAAUUCGGCAAGAUUACUUUAUACUAUGCUCAUGAAAAUCCUGAUGCAUUGGUAGAAACUCAAAUAAAACCUUACAAACAAUAUACGCUACAAAAAGCAUACAAAGGAGAAUCAUUCUUUUGGGGGCUUUUACCACAACCGGGGGAUCACUUAAAGUUUAAAUUUUCACACUCUAUUUUUAUAAAAAGGUACUUAUUUAGAAGUGGAAAUCCUGAACAUCCGUCUGACAGAUUUUAUAAUACAACUGUUGAAGUGUUACCUGAAAUAUUUAUGUCUGUAGAUAGAAAUAGUAAUGAUAUAACAGAAGAUGGUUAUAUUAUUGUAGGUAAAUUUGAUGCUCUUGGAAUUGCUCAAGGAACGGUAGAUAGAAAAUAUGGAAAAAUAUCUGUUCUCAGAUUGACUGUGCAUAGUGAAAGUGAAAAUUGGGCAAUUUUAUCUGAGAUUCAUGUAGUAGAAGAUCAACCAAGCUGACCCCUGAAUGAAGAAUUUCAUCAAUAUUUUCGGUAUCAUUUGCAUGGCUAGAAUGUUUGGGCUAUAUUUUUUUGGUUAAUACAAUUUUCAUUUUUAAAUUAUAUUAAUUUUUUAAACAACAUUAAUGUGCCAAGUAGUAGAUCACUAAUUAAUUAAAAAAAAAGUAUUGCUAUUCUUCAUUUAUGUGUGCUAUAUUAAAAUAUUUAAAUAUAUACUUAUAUUAAAGAAAGAAACGUGAUCUACGGUGCAAGUGAUACUGCUUUAAAAAUUUUAUUUCUACUUACUUAAAAACGAAGUAUACGCAUAAAAUUUUUUGAAUUUUUAUUAGAUUAAUUUUAAAUCAUUUGUGAACGAUAUAUUUAUUUUUUUAGAAAGUGUACCUGCAGAAUCAGUAUGUAGUAAUUUUUCGUAAAAAUGUUUAUUAAGUUCAUGAAUUAAUAUAUUUUAUUUAUUCUACCAAUAUGUUCUUGUAUAUACAUAUUUAAAAUACAGUAUAGAUAUAAUGGGACUAACAAAAUUAACAGUAUAUUCUAUACUGUAUUGUGAUAACGAAUGUAAUUCACAUUUAUUACAAACGAGACAUUAAUGCUUUUAUUCAAAUAGUAUUAAUUCUUAGUAAUGAAUUAAUGAAAUACUUUUUUUCAAUAUCGAAUUAUUCUAUAUGUUAACUUACGAAUUAUCAUUUACAAAGAUUAAGGAUUAAAAACAAAAUUUAUGAAUAUUUUGUUUUGAAAAUCUGUAAAUCGUGAAAUCUUUGAAAUCUCGUUUGUGUAAGUGCAAGUGCAACUUCUUAUAAAAAAGAAAUAUUUUGGAAACGACUAUGAGCUAAAAAAAAA
Messenger RNA from Polistes dominula (European paper wasp), 2709 nucleotides. RefSeq names its product alpha-1,3-mannosyl-glycoprotein 4-beta-N-acetylglucosaminyltransferase a (gene Mgat4a). NCBI's taxonomy places the organism in Eukaryota, Metazoa, Arthropoda, Insecta, Hymenoptera, Vespidae. Gene Ontology annotation, molecular function: acetylglucosaminyltransferase activity. The record is from RefSeq and is a predicted model, not a curated record. Gene Ontology annotation, biological process: protein N-linked glycosylation. Gene Ontology annotation, cellular component: endoplasmic reticulum-Golgi intermediate compartment; endoplasmic reticulum; Golgi stack.